AUGAACUUCCACAUAUCACCCCUCUCGCCCCUGAGGCCGCAGUUCACCGGCUCUCUCAGCCCGAGCCCCAGCGCCGCCCGCCGCGGUAGCCCCUCCGAGCCCGAUGACACGAACCACGACACGGUGGGCCUCACCGGCCAGCCCAAGAUCGAGGUCGACGGCGUAGAGGCCGACGACGAGAUGGCCAGCGACUCGGACCUAUCAGCGGACGAUAUCACACAGGACAGUAGGGACGUCCUCGUGCAGCGCCUCAACGACCUCGCCCAGCGCCUCAGCGGCGCCAACGUGCGCACCGAGAACAUCGAGGCCCUCCACGCCCAGGUCGACGCCAUGGAGAAGGUGCUGUCGCGCCGGCGCAGGAGCCCCGGCCGCCACACCCCGUCCUCCACCGCGCGGCGCAGCGCGUCGCUGCAACCCGGCGGCUCGCGCCCGAGGUCGCUGGUGCUGCCGCCCGGGGGCGACGGCCGCGAUGCGCUGGGCAUCAUGGCGCCGAUGAGCCCCUCGUGGCUGAGGUCGCACUUCCAGAGGCGCCCUUCUUCUAUGCACGGCGACAGGCCCGACGAGACCUCGGAGCUUCACAAGGCCGGCCCCGUCCCGAUGCCAAUCCCGCCGCCGGCGCGACACUACCAGCCUGCCAGCGAGCAUCAGCUUCAGCCCGGUGAGGCGACUAUGACCAGCAGCUCGCCCAAGAUCUCGUCCGAGAUGGCCGAUAGCAUCGUCCUGGAGGCUGAGAACCUGUGCGCCGAGAUGUCGACCGUCAUCGAGAGCCUGCAGAAGCGGCGCGAAGAGUCAGAUCAUCUACACGCAAUAUCUGUCGAGCGAGAGGAAGCUGCAAAUGAGCGACUGCGGCAGCAGGAGGCCCGCAUCCACGAGCUCGAGGAGGCGGUCGCAGAGGACGAGUCGGAGCUCCGGUACCUGAAGAUCCAGCUGCGCGCCAUCGAGGCCCAGUGCGCAGGCUACGUGCCCAAGGGGGCCGACCCGGAGCUGGAGCAGAGCAUCCGCUUCUGGAAGAGGGACUGGGCGGAGCUCAGGGACAAGUGGGCCGCCAGGAGGGGCUCUUCUUUCGCGAGCGGCGACGAGUCGGGGACGUUCUCCAGCCUGACGAGCCCGUCAGCAAGGUCGGCGCGGUGA
This is a messenger RNA of Diaporthe citri, 1131 nucleotides long. RefSeq lists its product as uncharacterized. The transcript has 2 exons. Lineage: Eukaryota; Fungi; Ascomycota; Sordariomycetes; Diaporthales; Diaporthaceae. The coding region runs from base 1 to 1131 and encodes 376 amino acids. The record is from RefSeq and is a predicted model, not a curated record.